AUGGGCGACACCAUAGCUGCUGGGAAUCACGAGGUUCGGGACCUCGAUGGCCCCUCAGAAACCAUUCUGGACUGGGCUCUGCUGGUCGGCUCCAUCAUUUUCCCGGAAAUAUUCUCGCCGCUUGGUCGGAUGGGCGUCCUCAGGAACCCUGCAACAGGAGCAGCGGCGCAGCUCGCCAUCCGUAACAUUCCGCGUCGCUACCUUGCCGGAUGUUCCUGCCUGCUGCUCAGCUUCGGCGUGGUUUGGCUGUGGUGGACAAUCCGGUACAACUACCUCUGGCUGAUUGCCCGCGUUUUUGUGGCCCUGGUCUACUCAUUCCGGUAA
Xylaria bambusicola is the source of this 324-nucleotide messenger RNA. RefSeq lists its product as uncharacterized. NCBI's taxonomy places the organism in Eukaryota, Fungi, Ascomycota, Sordariomycetes, Xylariales, Xylariaceae. The transcript has 2 exons. Bases 1 to 324 code for a protein of 107 amino acids. The record is from RefSeq and is a predicted model, not a curated record.